AAUAUAGAGUCGUCUUUAUUAGGGAGAGCUUUAGUUCCAAUGUGGAAUUUGUCGGCCGACAUGCGAAUUUAGUCGAGUCCCAAUAUGAAACAAAAAAAAAAAAAUUCAAGAACAUUUUUAUUCUAAUUUUAAAAGGUCAAACAGACAUUUCCCUUUCUUUAUCUUCUCUUGUUGCUUCCCACUUUCAUACACUUUCCUCUCUGCUUUCUUUUCAUUUCCUUUCCUUUCCCCUGAUCAUAAGCCGUCUCAAUUCUUUCUCAUUUAAGUGCAUCAAAUGCAAAAUUCAUAAUCACUUUUUUUUUCCUUCUUCCUUGCAUCCUAUCUCAUUUCUUCCAAAUUUAGUACUACUACUACUACUAAAUUCUUCUUGUAGUCUUCAUUUUUCUCAUUACUAUUUCUGGGGUUCUGUUUUCUUGAUUUGUCACUAAUUCUAAGUACUUCACAUGUGUUAAAUGGACAAGAAAAACUUGUUCUUGAACAAUGUCAACACAAUGAAUGAGUUGAAUUGCACUAGUUUGUACAACCCCAAUUGGGAGAAUUCUUCAAUGGAUCAUCAAAAUGAGCCAUUUGAUUCUAAUAUUGUGUCUAGUAAUAGUAGCAAUGGUGGUGACAAUUUUGUACUAAGGGAGUUGAUUGGAAAAUUAGGAAGUAUUUGUAAUUCUGGUGAAAUUUCACCAAAUUCUUUUGUUGAUAGUAAUAGUAAUUCUUGCUAUGCUACUCCUUUGAAUUCUCCUCCAAGACUUAAUCUUUCCAAUUUUGAUCAUCAAAUUAAAGGAAACUUUCCAACUAAUAGUAGUACUGGUAAUUUGCCACAUUUUUCUGCUGAACUUGGAUUUGUAGACAGGGCUGCAAAGUUCUCUUGUUUUGCUAGUAACAAUUUGGGUGGCACAAAUGAAUCAGAAUUUGUUCCUACUAAUAGACAUGUCCAAAAUUUGGAAAGUUCCAAAUUUUCAAGAAUUUCAAGCAAAGAAUCUGAAUUUGGAGAUUCAAGAGAGAAUUCUUCAGUUUCUGAACAAAUCCCCCUUGAGGAAAUUGGCAUCAAAUGUCCAAAUGAUGCCAAUUCCAAAAAGGGGAAAUCAGUUCCAAAAAGGAAAGCUAAAGAAAUCACUGCCAAGAAUGCCAAUGUUUCAACAGAAAAUAAUGAAUCAAGUGCCAAAAGAAGCAAAUCUGAUGAACAAAAUGGAAGUGAUAAAGAACAAAAUGAAGAAAAUCAAAAGCCUCAAGAGCCACAAAAGGAUUAUAUUCAUGUUAGAGCCAGAAGGGGUCAGGCCACUGAUGCACAUAGUCUUGCUGAAAGGGUCAGAAGAGAGAAAAUUGGUGAAAGAAUGAAGUUUUUACAAGAUCUUGUACCUGGCUGCAAUAAAGUGACCGGAAAAGCUGUAAUGCUUGAUGAGAUCAUUAACUAUGUGCAAUCCCUCCAAUGCCAAGUUGAGUUUCUCUCAAUGAAGUUAUCUAAUCUGAAUCCAACAAUGGACUUCAACAUGGAAUCUCUUCACUCCAAGAAUCAGCAUUGUCAGAUAUUUCAAUCCCCCGAAUCGUUGCAUCAUAAUAUGCAUUCCUCAGAAAUCUCAACACAAGAAUUUUCAUGUGGAUCCCAAUCUCAGCAAGGGCCAAACUUGCAAUGCUUCUUAUCAAAAGUAACAGAAUUUCCCUUUACAAUUAAUCCUCUCAAUCGAAAUAUAAGUAUGGAAUUGCCUCAGGUUCCAACAUUCUUUGAAGAUGAUCUCCAUAGUUUUGUCCAGAUGGGUUUUGGCCAAAUUCAGGCACAGAACUUUCCUGGCAAUAUGCCCACAGCACAAAUGAAGGAUGAGGUAUGACCAAAAGACCAUUUGGUCAGUUUAAUUCUUCCAAACAGUUCUUUGAUUCAAAAGAAGGAAAAAAGACCGAGAUGAUUUGUCUCUUCCAAUUCUUGAUUUAUUCAAUGAUCAAUUUGGAUAAUUGUGAUGAUUAUCAUUAACUUUUUCGGAUAUGGGACUGUUAUUAUUUAUUUGGUAGGCAAUUCCAUACACCAGAUGGGGUGUUAGAACUCAAAUUGAUCACUUGUAGAUUAUUUUGUAAUUAGUUCAAUGCAAUUACUUAUUGUUUCAA
Molecule: messenger RNA, 2088 nt
Organism: Lycium barbarum (goji berry)
Lineage: Eukaryota; Viridiplantae; Streptophyta; Magnoliopsida; Solanales; Solanaceae
Product: transcription factor bHLH62-like
Exons: 8
Coding region: 453-1817 (454 amino acids)
Biological process (GO): regulation of DNA-templated transcription
Cellular component (GO): nucleus
Molecular function (GO): DNA-binding transcription factor activity; protein dimerization activity
Source: RefSeq, a predicted model, not a curated record